CUCACUGAAUGUGCUCAAGCUUCAUCGCUGAGCCUGAGUACCUGAUCAUAUACCGAUGUGGGCGCAUGAACGACUGAAGGACAUCGGUGCUGCUACCAACAAGCACAUGAUAUGACUGCAGAGCGCGAGCAAGCCGUUUCCCUGCGCGCAACCUCCAUUCCUCGAAGAUCAAGGACCGGAAUUGGGCCCCAUGACGCCCGAAGCGAUGAAUUGCACAAUCGCCAGAAGCCUCCUCUGCCACGCUCACCCUCGGGAGAGCGGUCGAUCGAAGCGAUCGACCGUGACGACCGUCUCGCGCACCGGGGUCGACCUUUCGUGAUGCCUGCGGCUGACGACGAUCCCUUCGCAAUUGAGGUAGCUAUCGAAUCGACCGCGAUGCAAGAAGAUGAUGUCUACGCAGAGGAGAGUCAUGACAAUGUCUAUGCAAAGACGAGCGACGACGACGUCUACGCAGAGAGCGGGAAAGAUGAGGUCUACGUAGAUAUGGGCAAAUAUUGGGCGGAGGAGAGAGAAACAUUCGCGCUUCACCUACGCCGCCUUCGAAAAGACCUCGAGACCGUGCUGGACGUGCGUGUCCAGUGGAGACAGGAAUGCCAGAAGUUAGAGGGUUAUAGAAAGUACCAACACAGCGCCACGGACGCUUUGAUGUCUGCGGUGCUGGGCAAAGGCAUCACUACGGACUCUCUGGAAAGUCCAAAGUCAAGGAAGAAAAAGAAGAAAAGGAGGACUACGAAGAGCUCGGUCGAUCAGACCUCCGUCAGUCACACCGACCCAACCUCGGCACCAAACACCGGCUCGUCACUCUCCUCCACAUUUGGCGUUGGCGACAGCAAUAUCCCACGAAUGGACGUCAGCACCCUCAGAGAUGGCGGCCUUGGCCCCUCUACCAACCCUGACAGCGGAUUGGGCUCCUCUGACCAGGUCUCUGCCAACAAAGAUAGCGCUCUCGGGACUUCUGAGGCGCCUGCCGCCAACAUUCCCGACUUGUACGAGCAGUACACCGUAAGCUAUCGAGCUCUUCAGCAGCAGGAGCUCGUCGUCCAUGAACACACCAGCAAAUUGAACUCGUUGGAGUUCCGCGUCAAAGAAAUGCAAACCCAGCUGCUCGCCACCAUGCGCAUGCCCGGCUUCGCCGAGCACCUCCAGGGAGACUUGCUGGACAUGGAACUCAGCAUUUCGGACCCCAGCUCCGUCGCUUCCUCCGAGAGCGACACGCCUGCCCUCGUGCUCGACUUCUUCGACAAAAGCGGUGACGUCGGCAUCUUCAAGGGACGCAUUCGCGAGCUCGACAUCGCGCACUUGGAAGGGCUGGAAGUGCGAGACUUCCUCCGCGACCAAGACAACGAAAUCGAACUCGAAGUCUCCGACGAGCAGUUUGAAGAGAACUACCGCCUGCUGCGCCGUGAUAUCGAACUCGAACUCGAGCGGGCGGAGCGCGAAGUCGAGAUCUUGGCAGCUUUGUGUAAACAGGCGGGAUUGGAUCCUAAUGCUCAUCGCCGCCAGCAGGUCGAUGUGUUCGUCAGCACGCGCCCGUCACGUGCUGAUGAGUCGGAAGAGUCGGAGCCCAUUGCGCAGGCGCGACCGGUCGGAGUGCAGAUGACGCAGCAGGGUUCCGGAGGGCUCACCGCUGCCGCACGUAUCACAGGCUGGAUGAGUCAAGUCGAUCAGGCUGGCCCGGAGGAUGUACCUGAAGCUGCGCCGUUAGAUUCUGCACUGGACGACCUUUCCAAAGCUGCACCGGACGCUGCACCGGACGCUGCACCAGAAGCCGCGGCGGAGCCUGGACCGAAAGGCGUGCCCGAUGCGACAUGGGGCCAGCUGUUCCAGAAGCUGACAGAGAACGGCUAUGCAUACAUAUUCAAGGAGAAGACGAAGCAGGACCCUGACUGACGCCCUCACCCCCCACCGAUAUGGCCUGCAAGGAGGCAAAUUCCGGCCAGCGCUAUAUCUAUCGGCCUUUUUGACGAGAUAUUCAUUAUUUCCACUCUACUAACGACGAUAACGACCGCCUGAACGAUGAACAUUAUUAUUGGAUAAUAUACUUAAUAUGAGAAAGUUUGCCUCUCCAUAUCUGACAUCUAGGA
This is a messenger RNA of Neohortaea acidophila, 2084 nucleotides long. RefSeq lists its product as uncharacterized. The coding region runs from base 112 to 1890 and encodes 592 amino acids. The record is from RefSeq and is a predicted model, not a curated record. The transcript has a single exon. NCBI's taxonomy places the organism in Eukaryota, Fungi, Ascomycota, Dothideomycetes, Mycosphaerellales, Teratosphaeriaceae.